GGCAGUCGAGUUACCUGUUUGGCGUCUCUCGUGAAUAUUUUAAUGAAAUAAAUUAUAUUUUUGUUCGAUUAAUUUUUAAAAUAAUAACAAUGGCUGAGUAUUUGGCAUCAAUUUUUGGAACGGAAAAGGAUAAGGUGAAUUGUUCGUUUUACUUCAAGAUCGGUGCUUGUCGACACGGGGAUAGAUGUUCACGUAUUCAUAAUAAACCAACGUUUAGUCAGACCUGUCUAUUACAAAAUCUUUACGUUAAUCCACAAAAUUCAGCUAAAAGUGCAGAUGGUUCUCACUUGGUGGCAAAUGUAUCAGAUGAAGAAAUGCAAGAACAUUACGACAACUUUUUUGAAGAUGUCUUCGUAGAGUGUGAAGAUAAAUAUGGAGAGAUUGAAGAGAUGAAUGUUUGCGACAACUUAGGAGACCACUUGGUAGGAAAUGUCUACAUUAAGUUUCGCAGAGAGGAAGAUGCUGAAAGAGCAGUCAACGAUUUAAAUAAUCGUUGGUUUGGUGGUAGACCGGUUUAUGCUGAAUUAUCUCCGGUCACUGAUUUUCGAGAAGCCUGCUGUCGUCAGUACGAAAUGGGCGAAUGUACUCGUUCUGGAUUUUGUAAUUUCAUGCAUUUGAAACCUAUUUCAAGGGAACUUCGUCGAUACCUGUACAGUCGUAAAAGAGGAGGAAAAAUUCGAUCCAGAUCACGUUCUCGUUCUCGAGGACGUGAUCGUAAACGUAGAUCUCGAUCUCGUGAAAGAAGAUCAAGAUCUAAGGAUCGUAAAAGACGAGACGAUAAAGGCAGGGAUGGACGAUCUGGACGUUACUGAUUAUUAUUCUUUACUUAUCAUUUUUACAUAGAUAAGUUUAUGCAUUGAAUUUAAAUACUUGAUUAUAAUUAUCAAGUAUAUUUGUUACAUAAUAUGCAAGAUUUUUUUUUAUUGAUCCUUGCUAUUAUGUAAUUUUGACCAAAUGAAAGAUAACAUUUCUCAUUACUUUACUUAUUAUAUAUUGUAUAAAGAAACAAAACAAAACAAACAACGCGAUAAUGCAGGGAUUAACUGCUUUUAUAUUUUUUAUCAUAAAAAAAUUAAGAGGAACAGAUAAAAAAGGGAUUUUAUGUUAAAAUACUGAA
Messenger RNA from Polistes dominula (European paper wasp), 1117 nucleotides. Its product is annotated as splicing factor U2af 38 kDa subunit. Gene Ontology annotation, biological process: mRNA splicing, via spliceosome. Gene Ontology annotation, cellular component: U2AF complex. The record is from RefSeq and is a predicted model, not a curated record. Gene Ontology annotation, molecular function: metal ion binding; RNA binding. Lineage: Eukaryota; Metazoa; Arthropoda; Insecta; Hymenoptera; Vespidae.